AGUUCUAAGAAAGAGGAAAAUAAACACAGACAUCUUUGAGCAGCUUGUCCUUUAAGUAUGUCAAGAUCCAGACCGUUUAGUUUCACUUCGGUGAUCUCCAAAACAGGAACCUUGUGUUUGCCACUAUUCCAGUUGGUGCUCUCCGACUCACCAUGUGAAGAAAAUGAAAUGUGCAUAAACUAUAAAGAUCAAUAUCCAGAUGACUGGUAUAUCUGGUUCCUGCUGUUGAUUUUCCUGGUGGUUCUGCUCUGUGGAACAGUGCUCUGCUGCCUCCAGUGCUGGCUGAGGAGACCCCGAAUUGGUUGCCCAAGACACACGCUGGCUGUUUUUGCUGUUGGAGACUUGGACCCUGUUUAUGGGACAGAAGCAGCUGUGAAUCCAACUGUUGGAAUUCACCUUCAAACUCAAAACCCUGAACUGUAUCCUGUUCCAUGUUUCAGCAAUUUCGGUCCCCCACCUCCAUAUGAAGAAAUUCUGAAAUCGAGCCGAUUUUAGAUCUGGAUCAUCAAUUGAAAAUAUUUGAAAUAUGUUUAAGUUCAAAACUUCAAAUUUAGCAACAAUUUUUUCAUUUGGUGGGAAUUCCCAAGGAUCAAUUAAUGUAGUCUAAACAAGGACAAGUAGACAAAAGAAUAAACAUAGGGAAAGGAUUUGGGUGAGGAAGCUGUUUCAGUAGUAAAUUAGUGGUAUGGCGUCGCACUGUUAUACUUUUGUGCUAUACAGCGAAGUUAACGCUUCUCCACUAGUAUUCAUAUAAACGGUAAUUAAUGGGCAGAGUGGUCUCAAUUAAGUUUAUGAUUCUACUCCAACACACAUCACAGCUUUCUCUGCCUCAAUAUCUCCAUUUUAAUCUGACCUCUCUCCUAAUAUGGAGUCAAUAAAAACUAUCAUAAUUUAACAAUCCAAAUAGAGAUUCAGACAUGAACGGAACUAGAACCAGAAAGAGAAAAAGAAAAAGUUGAAUUAAUUCCUCAAAAAUGGUUAAGCCUUGAUUAAUGUAAAUAAUGAAUAUUGAAUUUUAAAAUGGGUAUUAUUCAUUUGACAAGCUAAGCAGAGGGGGAAGUGUGUGUGAAGGAAAGUGGCAAGAUAUAAUCAGAAAGCUAAAUCUUAAUCUCAGAUUGUAGGAAGUCAAUGAAUAAUAUCUAAAAUUAGAAGAAAAAUUAAGAGAUAAUGGUAAAGUACAUCAUCUGGAAAUUAGGUCACAAAAAUCUGACGCAAAACACUAAAGAGUUGAAAAUGAUUGCCUCAAGAAAUAAGACUUAGAGAUAAUUCUAUGUGGGAUUAGGUAAAGCAGAAAAAUUCUUAUUUUUAUCAGACGUCUGUAAUGCUAUUUGACUUUUAAAACUAAAUGCAUGCAUUACUUUAAUAAAAAAAUAUAAAGUUAAGCAUAAAUGUUUGGCAAUGUUAUAGCUUGCAAUUGCGAACAAACAAAGGAAAUUAUGCUAAAAGAAAAAUAAAAUGUUAAGCACAAAUAUGUUUAAGUGGUGGGGCUACAGGUGAUUUUUUUAUUCAUGUUUCUGAAGUUUUGUUUAUAUCUUAUAAGUUAUAUACAUAUAUAUAUAUAUAUAUAUAUAUAUAUAUAUAUAUACACAUAAAUCCAUUCCACUUACAGAACAAGCAGUGGUUAUAAUUUAAACCUAGAAAAAUGUAAGCACAUCUGGAAAUGGGGCUAAUGAUUCAGCAGUUGGGGUUGGCAGAAGUUAGUGAAAGUCCCGGUUGAAGUGAUCGGAAUUUAUUUUUAAGUGAGUUGCAUUCAUGUGUCAGGGCAAGUCUAAGCAAAUUACACGCUUGACAUGUGAUUGCCUGGUUUAUUUAUAUGGGUGGAGGAGGGAGCAUGGGGAUAGGGUUCAGGCCGGUGUGGAGGACUGGUAGAAAAAGUUGUUUUUCAUAGAAAUUUUUCUGACAAAGAUCUCUUAUCAAAUAUUAUACCACAUUUGCAUUUUCAUUUAUUGCCUAAGGAAUACUUACUAAAUGACUAUUAUAUAUUAAUUAUUGUACAAGGUCUGGAUAUAUUUCUCCAACAAACUUAGUGUUAUUUUUAAUGAUACUAGAGUUUCCAACACUUUGCUCUGACCUCCAGGCAGAGACUUGGAAGUUCUGUAGCAAAUGUUCUUUAAGGUCCACGGAAAACUACUACAAACAAUAAAAUAAUAAAACCAACUUAGAUUACAUGAUUCUCAUGACAUUUAACAGAUGAAUUUAAAAAGAUAAACCUGUGUUCCUUUUCUGUCAUCUGAUCUGUUAAUCUU
Messenger RNA from Rhinolophus ferrumequinum (greater horseshoe bat), 2246 nucleotides. It is a transcript of the gene TMEM207, whose product is annotated as transmembrane protein 207. The record is from RefSeq and is a predicted model, not a curated record. The transcript is spliced from 5 exons. NCBI's taxonomy places the organism in Eukaryota, Metazoa, Chordata, Mammalia, Chiroptera, Rhinolophidae. The coding region runs from base 58 to 495 and encodes 145 amino acids.